This is a messenger RNA of Striga hermonthica, 501 nucleotides long. The record is from the annotation of a GenBank genome assembly. NCBI's taxonomy places the organism in Eukaryota, Viridiplantae, Streptophyta, Magnoliopsida, Lamiales, Orobanchaceae.
AUGGAUGCUUUGGGUCUUCUGAAAAUUCGCGUCAUCCGAGGCAUCAAUCUCGCCGUUCGCGACACGAGGACAAGCGAUCCAUACGUUGUUGUCGAAUGUGGCUCGCAGAGGGUGAAGACCGGAGUCGUGAAGGACAACUGCAACCCUGUCUGGAAUGAAGAGCUGACCAUUUACAUCAAGGACCUAAAUGCCCCCAUCACUCUCUCCGUGUAUGACAAGGACACGUUCACCAACGAUGAUAGUAUGGGAAAUGCAAAAAUCGACAUAAAACCUUUAAUAGAGUGUGUGAAGAUGGGGUUGCAAAGUCUCCCGGAGGGGACCAAAGUUGAAAGGGUUCAGCCAAGCCAUGGGAACUGUUUGGUGGAUGAGAGCUGUGUGGUGUGGAACAAGGGCAACAUGGUUCAGGACAUGAUUCUUAGGUUGAGGAAUGCCGAGUGUGGAGAAGUUCAGGUUCAGAUCGAGUGGCGUGAUCUUCCAGGUAGUAAUGUUCUUCAGGUUUAA